AUGGCUCCACUUAAGGUCCACAAACCGACCGCCGUCAUCUUCGACCUGGUGGCCACCGCCACCAAGUCCUUCUUCAUCGACCAGAUCCUCUUCCCGUACAUCAAGAAGCACGCUAAGCAGUACCUGGUGGACAACUGGAAGAACGAGGUAGUCCAGCACGACGUCACUCUACUUCGAAAAUCCUCCAAGAAAGACGACUCGGCGCCCAAGGUGGCCGAACCGGAUGAGGAGCCCUCGAAGGUCCAGGANGCCACCGCCACCAAGUCCUUCUUCAUCGACCAGAUCCUCUUCCCGUACAUAAAGAAACACGCCAAGCAAUACUUGGUGGACAACUGGAAGAACGAGGUAGUCCAGCACGACGUCACUCUACUUCGAAAAUCCUCCAAGAAGGAUGACUCGGCGCCCAAAGUCGCCGAACCGGAUGAGGAACCUUCCAAGGUCCAGGAGAGCGUCUACCAGUACGUGAUGCACUGCAUCGACCACAAGAAGGACAACGAGGGCAUGACGCUCUUCCGCUUCCACGUCAUCUUCGACGGCUACGCGAAGAACCGCCUGGAGACGCCGCUCUACACCGACGUGGCCGUGCAGAUGCACCACUGGGUGGCGGAGGACAAGGUGAAGCUGUACCUCUUCAGCAACGGCUGGAAGGAGGCCACCAAGCGCUACCUGGAGAAGACCAGCAAGGGCGACGUGAAUCUCCUCAUCACCGACAUCUUUGACGCCGCCGACGAGGGUCCCCUAACCGAUUCGAACACCUUCAAGAAGAUCGCCCACAAGAUCAAGCUCCCGCCCGAUGAGGUGCUCUUCCUCACCCACAGCGGAAAGGAGGGCCUGGCGGCGAAGAAGGCGGGCGUGGGCGCCAUUCUGGUCAAAACACACCGCCGAGACGUGUUCAAGCUGUCGGCGGAGGAGAAGAAGGCGCUGCCCUACGUCCGCUCCUUCAAUGAGAUUGUCUUUACGAGCAGUGCUCCAAAGGCGCACAAGCUCAACGGCAGCUCGGUGGCCGAGGAGGAGAAGGAGGAGAAGGAGAAAGAGAAGAGCAAGAAGACUCUAAGUAGUUCGGGUCUGAAGAAGAGCACCUCGGGCACCUCGCUCAAGAAGAAAAAGAGCUCAAAGAGCUCGCUGUCGAAAAAGAAGAGCCACUCGAGCUUGGGUCCUAGCUCGAGUGGCUCCAGCAGUAGCAGCGGCGGAGGCCUAACUGGAGCCACCAUUGAGGUUAGAAUAAUCAAGCUGGAUCAUAUCGGCGUCGGUGGUGGUCCAAAGACUGCGUCCCAAAGCAAAAGUAAUGACCACAUCAAGAGCAGCAGCAAUGGUUCAGCUGCCCCGUCAAAAUCGGCCUCAAAGCUGAGCAACAAAUCGCACAAGUCUGUUAGUGGCAAAAGUGGAAGUGCCACUCACUCGAUGCUCGGUCCCGCCGCCACCGGGGGCUCAAAGACUUCGCUGACUUCGAAGACACCUUCAGCUACUUCAAAGGCACCUUCAGCUUCCUCCAAGGCUCCCUCCAAGACGUCACCUGACCUUGGUGGCGGCGGUGGAUCAAAAACUUCGCUUGGGGGCGCCUCCAAGGUCGCCUCUAAAGCUUUGUCGCCCGAUGCGGCUGAUGGCAAAUCGGGUGCCAAAUCUUCGGCCGCUCCCAAAUCGUCCAAGCUGCCCUCAGCUUCGGCUUUGGCUUCUGCUGGCCAUUCCAAAACUAAAUAG
Messenger RNA from Rhagoletis zephyria (snowberry fruit fly), 1698 nucleotides. NCBI's taxonomy places the organism in Eukaryota, Metazoa, Arthropoda, Insecta, Diptera, Tephritidae. The record is from RefSeq and is a predicted model, not a curated record.